CGUCUUUCCCUGGUCCAGUCAUGCGUUGCACACUCAGGGCUGCUGUCGUUGCGACCCUUGUCCUCAGCGUGCUUGGAACGCCCUCCUCUCGGCCCCAUCUCCGCCCGUUCGAGAGGCGCCACACAGUUCCUGCCGGCUUCACCAACCAUGGUGCCGCCGCUCCGGAGACGAUGCUCGACAUGCGCAUUGCGCUAGCGAUGGCCGACAAGGACAGGCUUGAGGCGACCCUGCUCGACGUCAGCACGCCGUCGAGCCCAAACUACGGGAAGUACCUGACGCUCGAAGAGGCGAGGGCCCUCGCCGGACCGUCUCCCGACACUGUACGCGCUGUGGGCGACUGGCUUCGCGCGGAGGGCAUUCAUUACGACGUCGGCGGGGCUUACGGCGACUGGCUCACGUUCAGCAUCCCCGUCUCGAAGGCAAACCAGAUCUUCGCGGCAUCGUACCAGUCGUUCGUGCACGGUCACUCAGACUCGACGCAAGUGCGCACGAUGCAGUUCUCGAUCCCCGAGACCCUCUUCGAGCACAUCGACGCCGUCUAUCCUACGACCAGCAUCGUGCCUCCUCCCGCCGGUGGCCCGAUUGGCGUGACCGAGGUGCCCAGCUUCGUCGACCUCAGCGCUGCUGCCGUCCCAGGCGACGAUGCAGUCCCCGCCUCUUGCAACACAACCGUCGUGCCCUCGUGCUUGCAGGCUUUGUACGAGACUCCCGCGACGCCGGCCACGGUGCCGUCGAACAGGAUCGGCGUCACCGGGUUCAUCGGACAGUGGGCGCAAUUGGACGAUCUGCACACGUUCCUCUACAACUUUCGCAAGGACGUGAACCCCUAUACGAAUUUUUCUGUGAAGUCAGUGGACGGCGGCGUCAACCCUCAGGGCAAACAGUACGCGGGCAACGAGGCGAACCUCGACGAGCAAUACACGUGCGGCCUCGCCACAAACGUAACCAACACGUUCUACACUGUCGGUAAUAAGAACCCAGACGGCGUCUCCGGAUUUUUGGAUGUCUUCCAGACCAUCAACAACGAAACGAGUCCCCCAAGUGUGGUGUCGACGAGCUAUGGUUUUGACGAACCUGGCUUAGGUCCGACCUUGGCAACCCGUAUCUGCAACGGUUACAUGCCGCUUGGUGCCCGCGGUAUAUCGCUCAUAUUCGCCUCUGGCGACGGUGGUGUUGCUGGGAGUAGAUCGAGCAACUGCACACAGUUCGUUCCAACUUUCCCGGGAACUUGUCCCUACAUCACUUCCAUCGGUGGCACGCACAAUGUCCCCGAGGUCGCCGUGGGCUUCAGCAGCGGCGGGUUCUCCAAUUUUUUCGGCAGAGCCAGCUGGCAGAAUAGUGCUGUCUCCUCGUACCUCGCUCAGCUUGGUGGCACGAACGCUGGCCUGUUCAACACAACUGGUCGCGCUUUCCCUGAUGUUGCCGCGCAGGGCGAGAAAAUAGUCAUCGUCAACGGCGGCCAGGGUUAUUACAUCGGCGGCACGUCCGCAUCCUGCCCCAUCGUCGCGAGCAACAUCGCUCUCAUCAACGAUCGCCUUGCCGCCAAGGGCUUACCGCCCCUUGGCUUCCUUAACCCAUGGCUGUACUCGAACCCGCAGAUGUUCACCGAUAUUACGAGUGGGAGCAACCCCGGCUGCGGCACAAACGGUUUCCCGGCCCUUUCUGGAUGGGACCCUGUGACGGGCUUGGGCACGCCCCUCUUCAGCAAGAUGUUAGCGGCCGCAGGACUGUAGGCUGAAAGGUAGCCUGAGCUGCAAUUCCUUUCUUAGUACGAUUUGUGUGACGGUAUCAAGCUGAUGGUUUGCAAUGGUUGUAAUUCUUUGCUUUUGAAUCAUCAUGGGUGUCUCUCCAGAUUCACUGUUCUCGAUUCAAAAAUUG
Messenger RNA from Schizophyllum commune H4-8, 1878 nucleotides. RefSeq names its product subtilisin-like protein. Gene Ontology annotation, molecular function: serine-type endopeptidase activity; tripeptidyl-peptidase activity. The record is from RefSeq and is a predicted model, not a curated record. The transcript is spliced from 9 exons. Gene Ontology annotation, biological process: proteolysis. Lineage: Eukaryota; Fungi; Basidiomycota; Agaricomycetes; Agaricales; Schizophyllaceae. Bases 21 to 1733 code for a protein of 570 amino acids.